Molecule: messenger RNA, 7071 nt
Organism: Salvelinus namaycush (lake trout)
Lineage: Eukaryota; Metazoa; Chordata; Actinopteri; Salmoniformes; Salmonidae
Gene: ptpn23a
Product: protein tyrosine phosphatase, non-receptor type 23, a
Exons: 23
Coding region: 759-6395 (1878 amino acids)
Biological process (GO): protein transport to vacuole involved in ubiquitin-dependent protein catabolic process via the multivesicular body sorting pathway; endocytic recycling; protein dephosphorylation
Cellular component (GO): endosome
Molecular function (GO): protein tyrosine phosphatase activity; protein binding
Source: RefSeq, a predicted model, not a curated record
UAUUUCGCUACAUUGCAAGAUUGUUAGCUGUCUAUCUGGCUAGCUAUGUCAAUGACUUAGUUUUACAAAUAGCUAGCUCGUUAGCUUAACGUUAGAUAACUAGCUAAGUUGCAGAGCUUUUUUAUACGGUUUGUUAUUUAGCUACAGCUAACUAUGGAUUCGAUUUUCAAGUGUUGCUUACCUUAGAUAGUUGUUCGCUAAAAGUGCAACUCUUCUAAUUUCUGCCGCCGAAUGUGUGUUUAUUACACUUUCGUAACUUUGCUAGACAGCUAAACAAAUAUCAUAAUAUUUAUAUUUUUUACAGAAUCAAAUAUGGCGGCCAGGCACACCGGAAGUGGUAAUAGUAUGUAGUGUGCAGCAAAAAUGUUCCACAAAUGUUCCCACGCUCAAACAUGAUGAUAAAAUAAAUUAGUAUCACUUUACAUAAGAUAUACUAUUAUGUCAUGUAGUUAUUGCCUAACCAAAGAUACUGAAUAUAGCUAGAUGUUUCAAAUUCAAACCAUCUAGUGAAACAACUAGUCUGAUCUAAUAUAGUGAACUACAUUUCCCAUAAACAUUUACGCACUGGAAUGUUCCUUCUGACGUCACGUCCCUUAGCGUCCAUCGUUUCCUGUUGAAGUGUAAAUGGAGACAUGACACAGUUGUUUGGGGAUUAUAAGAAACAAUAUAUAGUUAGAAAUCCACUGAAUUAAAAACUGCUGAAGUUAUAUUUAAAUUGAAGUCACUUGAACUCAGGCUCGGUGCAGUCGCUGGCCGCGAUGGAGGCGGUCCCCCGUAUGCCAAUGAUCUGGCUGGAUCUGAAAGAGGCAGGGGAGUUCGAGUUCAGCCCGUCGGUGAGGCAGUUCAUUCUGAAGAACUAUGGGGAGAAUCCAGACAGCUAUAAUGAACAGCUGAAGAAGCUGGAGACACUGAGACAGGGUGCGGUGAAUGUGACGCGGGACUUUGAGGGCUGCAGCAUUUUGAGGAAGUACUUUGGGCAGCUGCACUACCUCCAGAGCCGUGUGCCUCUGGGGCCUGGGCAGGAGGCAGCAGUACCCAUCUCAUGGACAGAAAUAUUUUCUGGAAAAACAGUCACUCAUGAUGACAUCAGCUAUGAGCAAGCCUGCAUCCUCUACAACCUGGGUGCUCUCCACUCCAUGUUGGGAGCCAUGGAUAACAGGGUGUCCGAAGAGGGGAUGAAGGUGUCAUGUACACACUUCCAGUGCUCCGCGGGGGCCUUCUCCUACCUGAGGGACCACUUCAGCCACAACUUCAGCGUGGACAUGAGUCACCAGAUCCUUAACCUCAACAUCAACCUCAUGCUGGGUCAGGCUCAGGAGUGUCUCCUGGAGAAGUCCAUGCUGGACAACAGGAAGAGUUUCCUUGUAGCCCGCAUCAGUGCUCAGGUGGUGGACUACUAUAAGGAGGCGUGCAGGGCUCUGGAGAACUCUGACACGGCCUCCAUGCUGGGUAAGAUCCAGAAGGACUGGAAGAAACUGGUGCAAAUGAAGAUCUACUACUUUGCGUCCAUCGCCCAUCUGCAUAUGGGGAAGCAGGCUGAGGAGCAACAGAAAUAUGGAGAGCGGCUGGCUUACCUGCAGAGCUCCUUAGACAAACUCAGUGAAGCCAUCAAGUUGGCCAAGGGUCAGCCGGACAGUGUGCAGGAGGCCUUGAAGUUCACCAUGGAUGUGAUAGGGGGAAAGUUCAACUCUGCCAAGAAAGACAAUGACUUCAUCUACCAUGAGACUGUGCCCUCGGUCGAGACUCUUGCUUCUGUCAAAGGUGCCCCCCUGGUGAAGGCCUUGCCCGUGAACCCAACUGAUCCCAGUGUCACAGGCCCAGACCUGUUUGCCAAGCUGGUGCCCAUGGCUGCCCACGAGGCCUCCUCUCUCUACAGUGAAGAGAAGGCCAAGUUGCUACGGGACAUCAUGGCCAAGAUAGACAGCAGGAAUGAGACUCUAGAGCAGUUUAUGGACUCUCUGGGUCUGGAGCCAGACUCAGUAGAUAACCUGGACAUGUACAGUCACAUCCCCCCUGUACUGAUGGAGAAGUGUGCUGCGCUCAGUGUCAGACCAGACACCGUCAAGAGCCUCAUUCAGUCCAUGCAGGUCCUGUCCGGUGUGUUCACGGACGUGGAGGCGUCUCUGAGGGAGAUCCGGGAUGUGCUGGAGGAGGACGAGGCCGGGGUGCGGGCGCUGCAGGAGUCGGUGGGAGGAGGCCCCGCGGCGGAGCUGCACCCUCAGGCACAUGCCCAGACCCUGGCUGAGAUCCGCAGGGACCUGGAGAAGUACAUGGAGGCCCAUGAGAAGGCCAGCUUCACCAACACAGAGCUGCACAGAGCCAUGAACCUGCACAUCAGUAACCUGAGGCUGCUGGGGGGACCACUGGAUGCCCUGAGAGACGCCCUGCCGAGGCCCCAACUCAACCAGGAGGAGGUGGCAGGGCUGCAGUGCAUGAAGAGGAUCCUGGGUAAGGUGCAGGAGAUGAGGGACCAGAGGAGCACCCUGGAAAAACAGCUGCGUGACCUCAUCCAGCAGGACGACAUCACUUCCUCCCUUGUCACUACCGAGCGCACUGACAUGAAGAGGUUGUUUGAGGAGCAGUUGAAGAAGUAUGAGCAGGUGAAGGUGUACAUCGACCAGAACCUGUCUGCCCAGGAGAACAUCCUCAAGGCGCUGACGGAAGCCAACGUGCAAUACGCCUCGGUCCGCAAGGGUCUCGCCGAGACGGAACACAAGUGGAACGGCACGGUGCAGACCCUGGUGGCGUCCUACGAGGCUUACGAGGACCUGAUGAAGAAGUCCCAGGAGGGGAAGGAGUUCUACGAGGACCUGGAGACCAAGUCCUCCCGCCUGCUGGAGAGAGCUAAGACUCUGUGUCAGGCCAGGGAGGAGGAGAGGAAGGCCGUGCUGGACAGGGAGACUCAGAAGAAUCCCCCUUCUCGGCCCACUGCAGCCAAACCGUCCCUGGGGUCCAAGGGGGGCUCAGACGUGGACUCUGCCUGUUCUAGUCUGGAGGAUGCUGAGCUAGCCCAGAUCAACGCUGCUAUACUGAGCCUGGGAGGAGACCUGCCUGACGAGCUCCGUAGUCUACCCCCCAACCACCCCUCCCUGCACUCUGCCCUUCGCCCGGGACCUGAGGCUUUCCUUCCUGGUGCCAAUCUGGGUGGCAAUGCUUCGUUACCCUGGCCAGGGGCACCUGGGGCACCGCUCUAUACCCCUCAGUUCCCCCCAAACCUUCGCCCGCACCAUUUCCCUGGCCCGCUCCCCGCCCAGGGUUUCCCUCGCGGACCCUUCCCUCAGCUACCCCCCCAGCAGACCCCUGUUUCUGGCUAUCCCCAGCCGCAAGCCCCCCAAACUGGGGGAGUCGGGCCUGCCCGUGCCCCUUUCCGUCCCUCCACUACUACAGUAGAUAGUAUCCAGACCCCCAUCCCCAGUUAUAACUCAGCCCCACGCCACACUGUACCACCUACUGUCUCUGCAGGCUACGCUGUUCCCCCACAGAUGGGUGUGUACCCACAGUACAUGACCCAGCCUGGGGUGCCCAUGCAAGCGCCCAGCCAGGUACCACACCAACAUCCACAGCAGCAGUACCAACACCCUCCUGGGCAGCUGCCCCCUGGCUACCAGUCUGCCCCCAGGGCUAUGCCCGGGCCCCGACCCCAGGCCCAGCAGGGUUACCCACAGUACAUGCCCCCCCAGCACCAGCCCCGGCCGCCCAUGCCCCCCCAAUAUCAACAACCAUAUCCUGGUCAGCCCCAGCCACAACCCCAGCAUGGCUACCAGCCCCAGUUACCACAGGGCUAUCAGCCUCAACACCCUCAGCAGGGCUACCUUCCCCAACAGCCCCAACACAUGAUCCCAAGGGGCCCUCACCCACAGAUGCCCCCCACUUCCCAGCCCAUGCCCCCUGUCUCCCAACCAUACAUGCAACCUGCCAACCAACAGAUGCCCUCGCACCCUCAUCAGCAGAUGCUACCUUCCCAACAACAACAAAUGCAUCCCAACGCCCAGCAAAUGCACCCUCAUCCACAAAUGCACCCUGGCCCUCAUCAGCAGAUGCCCCCUAACAGCCAGCCGAUGCCCCCAGUUUCCCAGGCUUACCUGCCCCCCACCAGCCAGCCCAUGCCCCCUGGCCUGCACCAGCAGAUGCCCCCUGCUUCCCAGCCCCAUCAUGUCCACCUCCCUCAGGCUUACCUGCCCAGGGGCCCCCUCCCACCUCAGGGGCCCCAGAUGCCCCUCCCUGGUCAACCCCCCCAACAUGUCUACCAGCCCCAGUUACCACAGGGCUACCAGCCACCUAUAAUGCCUCAUUCAGCCCCCCAACAGUCCCAGGCUCCCCAGCCUGUAGCCCCCAUGACCCCCACCAUGUACGCUACUCCUUUAGGUGUGAACGGCUCUCCCGGAGCCCCACCACAGCCCACCUCUAUGGGCCAACCUCGGCCUCCUCCCCAACACAUGAUUCCACCAACUGCUGGAGCUCCUCCAGUGGCCCUCCCACCUAACGUCAUCCUUCCCUCGCCCUCACCUUCCCCUUCCCCUUCCCCCUCCCCAGGCCCCUCUUCCCUAGGCUUGGCCCCCCAGAGGCCCUCCCCAGCCCCCACCCCUGGCGGUCCACCCUCUCUCCCUUCCUCCUCAUCCCCCUCCACCUCCCUCUUCCCGCGCCAGAACUCCAUCACAGACGACCUGCUCUCCUCCAGCCCAGAGAGCCAGCCCGGCGGCCCCAAGGCCCCCGCCAACGUCCUCCAACCCACCAAGGCUGACCCUCAAGACGGGGAGCGCCGCAAGAAGAGCUCCCAGGGCGUCCGGCUGAUCCAGGGCGACCCGUACCAAGCCCCCGAACGCGUAGCCCGCCUCUGCGGCGAACUCGAACGCUUCCGGUCGGCCGUGGAGUCUCUGGAGCGCCCGUCGGUGGACGAAGGUGGACUGUCGCCGCUGGAUGCCCGGUGGAAGGAGCUCCAGGAGGGGCAGGAGAGGGAUGCCAGGCAGCUGUCCAUCGCCAUCGCCCGCUGCUACACCAUGAAGAACCGUCACCAGGACGUGAUGCCCUACGACUGUAACCGCGUGCUGCUGCGCUCGGGGAAGGACGACUACAUCAACGGCAGCUUUGUGGAGGAGCUGUCGCCCUACUGCCCGCGCCUCAUCGCCACGCAGGCGCCGCUGUCGGGCACGGCCGCCGACUUCUGGCUCAUGGUGUGGGAGCAGAAGGUUUCGCUGGUGGUCAUGCUGGUCUCAGAGCAGGAGUUAGAUAAGGGAAAGGUUUUGCGCUAUUUCCCGACAGAACGAGGCCAGCAGCUUGCUCAGGGACCAAUCACAGUCACCCUGACUACGCAGAAGACCACGCCCACCCACGUGGAGCGAAUGAUUGGCCUGCAAUAUCGUGACCAGAGCCUCAAACGCACCGUCAUACACCUACAGUUCACCUCCUGGCCUGAGCUGGGUCUUCCUGAGAGCAAGAGCAAUCUAAUCUGCUUCAUCCAGGAGGUUCAUGGAUACUACCUGCACCAGAGGCCCUUACACACACCUAUUGUUGUGCACUGCAGCUCUGGCGUGGGGCGUACCGGCGCCCUCUGUCUGCUGUAUGCAGCGGUACAGGAGCUGGAGGCAGGGAACAGCAUCCCUGACCUACCUCUACUGGUCAAGAAGAUGAGGCAGCAGAGGAAGAACAUGCUGCAGGAGAAGCUGCACCUGAAGUUCUGUUACGAGGCUGUGCUGAAACACGCUGAGCAGGUCCUCCAGAGACGUGGCUACCUCCCUACCGCCCCCUGCAGCAAGACACCCAGCACUGCUGCCACCAAGCCUUACUCUCGCCAGGAGUCCCAACAGGACAUAGUUCUGGGAGGUGACAUGACCAUCAGCUCCAUUCAGGCCACCAUCGCCAAACUCAGCAUCCGGCCUCCCAGUGCCACUGACCCAGCCAUGGACCCUGUCCUCGACAUUGGCGCCCCCUCUGGUCUGGAGGACCAAGCCUUCAUCCCCCCCACCGACCUGCCCUUGGAUAGAGAGCUAGAGCCAGCCACCGCCCCCACCCGGGACCCCUCUCCCAGAGAGACCCAACCCUCCUCCCUCAGUCCCCCACUCUCCUCCCCAGAGAAGGUUCAGUCCCCACCACCCAAUGGUGUGGAUGCCACUGCCCCUUCCUCUCCCCCCACAGCCAAUAACCAUGCGGUCCCAGAGGUGACCCCUGAUCCAGCCCCUCCCUCUGGCCCAGCCCCAAACUCCCUGGAGCUGCUGGCCUCUUUGACUCCUGAGGCCUUCUCCAUGGAGGGUGGUGGGUGCAAGGGGAAGCACCGUGUCACUAAGCAGAGCUUCCUGCAGCCUGCCGAGGGCCAGGGCCUCCACCAGGGGCCCCGCGAGGAGGGGGGAGACGACCCCCUGAGCUGCCUAGACCCCCUCUGGAGCCUCAACAAGAACUGAAACACAGGAGCCACGAUGCCCUCUUUCUUUCUCACUUCAUAGCCGUGUCAAACUGACCUGUAGCCUUUAGGACUAGUUCUUCUUGAUUCUCUGAUUCUUAGUUAAUGAACCAAAAUGACUAGAAUGGUGGAAACUCCAAGAAUCACAACUAGAAGUGCUUAGUGGUAGGGGCUAGGGGUUGGUUUGAACCUGGGCCUUUGUCGCUUUAGGGGCCCUUCAGGGGUCAUACAUUCCGCCUCCCAUCACUGGUGACCUGGCUGUGCUUCUGGGACCAAAUCAUGGUGCACUCGUCUUUUCUUUCCUUCUCUUUGUCUGUGUUUCUACCUGUACCAGAUGGGUCUGUUCUUCACUCCUUGCUUCAGAGCUGGCCACUCGGCACCACUACAAUCCCAGCACGCCCUCCUAGCAGCAGUGUCUAUGGUCCCCUCGUACAGCUGGUCGCUCCAGGCACGGGGUUGGCUUGGGCUCUUCAUGUGGACUAAGAUGAUGACGGUAGUGACUGAUAUGGUUGCACUAAGGUGACGCAGAUAGAGGCCAAAGGGUGGCGGAGGAGCUUGCAGACGAAGGUGUCGUUAUGGUAACCGCAUACAUGAAUCGGCACGUCUUAAGAUUUUUUUCUUGUCUUUCAUUAACACUGUAAAUAUAUCUUGAAUAAAUGUAGACUACCCUCAUGUUA